Messenger RNA from Purpureocillium takamizusanense, 1827 nucleotides. RefSeq lists its product as uncharacterized. The record is from RefSeq and is a predicted model, not a curated record. NCBI's taxonomy places the organism in Eukaryota, Fungi, Ascomycota, Sordariomycetes, Hypocreales, Ophiocordycipitaceae. Gene Ontology annotation, molecular function: hydrolase activity. The transcript has 4 exons. Bases 366 to 1379 code for a protein of 337 amino acids.
CCCAGGCAGGCCAUGACGAGGGUUGUUUCUGCGUUGUUCUAGAGAUAUUCUCACGGAUCCAUGAAAUAUAUUUUUGCCAUAUUUUGCAUGUGCAUUUGAGGGGACCUGCCUACGACUGUCUGCCGACGCAGCUGCCUGGGCAGCAGCUGUCAGAGCUCGCGCCAUGACGUUUGUUCAGGAACAGAGCUCAGCCCACUCCACGUGCUGUUGCCAAGCACUUGCCUGCCGCGAGGGGCCAAACGCGGGCUAUCAGCCUACCUUACGCACGAAGUACAACCACAGCUGGCCUCGCCGUGUUCAACAACCAUCUUCGCCAGCCAGCUCUUCUUAUCAACUUCUACCAAGGGCAGACACAUCCGCCCGCCAUGACUGACUCUGACAUCGCAACAAAGGCUCCCGAGAGCGACACCCAAGAGCAACAACAACAACAUCAGCAGCAGCAGCAGCAGCAGCCACAGCAGCCCGCCGAGGGCAGCCUCAAGAGUGCCGACGACAAUGUGUCGCAAGCAGAGCCCGUUGUCGGGGAGCAUUGCGUGUCAGAUAGGCCAACUCCUAUCGGUCAGGCCGCCACAGGCGAGAUCAUCAAGCUCAAUGACAUAGACGUCUACAUCUCCAAGCCCGCCGACUACCCGCACACACCCUCCCGCCUGCUCCUCCUGCUCACCGGUGGCACCGGCAUCCGCUCCACCAACAACCAGAUACAGGCCGACAAAUUCGCCUCGGCCGGCUACGUGGUGGUGAUGCCGGACCUCUUCGGCGGCGACACAGCCCCCGCGGCGACAGCCAUUACAGAUGACUCAACGUCGCUGCUCGAGCAGGUCAAGCUCAAGGCUGUCGAAGUAACCAAGUCCUUCAUGAUCGACAUGUGGCUGGCGCGCAUCACCGCCGACCGCGUCAUGCCUGUGCUGCACCGCAUCGUCGACGCCACACGCGAACUGUACGCCGACGCCGUGAGCCAUGGCGGCGGCAUAUACGCCGUCGGGUACUGCGUCGGCGGUCGCUUCGUCUUACUGCUCGCCCAGGAGUCACAGAGGCAAGGCGCGGGCGCGGGCGAGGACGCCGAGACGGGAGCCCUCAAAAAGGGCCCUUACAUCAAGGCUGGCGCUCUGGCGCACGCGGCUUCUGUCACGCCUGACGACUUCAAGGACCUGAAGGUGCCGCUGAGCUUGGUCUGCGUCGAGAACGACCCGUUGUUUCCAGACGCUGUGAGGGCGGCCGGCGAGGACGCCAUGUCCGGCGCCAACCUGGAGCACGAGGUUCACGUGUAUCCGGGAGUGCCACACGGCUUCGCUGUGGUGGGCGCAUAUCCAGACAGCGCCAUCAGCGACGCGCAGGCGACGGCGUACGAGCAGAUGCUCAAGUGGAUCCAGGAGCAUUGAUGGGCAGAGGAUGGCAACAUAUUCACUAUACCAAGGCUAUUGACGGGAGGGAGCAACGUUGCAUAACGUAACGAUGGUUUUCAUGAUUGAUUCGUUUCAUGUUAUCGUUCAUCAUCGCCCUUGGGCCGAAAAGAUACCACAGGUGUUGCGCACACCUACCGUUCAGGAAACGGUGCAGACAAUCUUUCCCGAGUUCUUGGCUUCCUCCAUGUACUUGUGUGCCUCCUGUAUCUGGUCCCAUGGCAACACCUUGUCGAGGAUGAUCUUAAGCUUGCCGGACUCGAAGUCAGGUAGGUACGUCUCGAGCUUGUCUCGCAGCUCGCCCUGGUAGUCCUCGUCGCGGCUGCGCAGCGUCGACCCCUCGAUGCGGAUGCGCUUGAAGAGAAUCUGCGAGAUGUCGGCGUCGGGAACCUUGCCACCGCCCAGGGUGCCGAGCAGAACGAUGCGG